GAUUCUACAUAUAUUUUUUGCAUAGCAAUUUCCAAUUACCCUAGCACCAUUUGUUGAAAAUACUAUUGGUAUUUGGUAUCUUGUCAAAAAAAAUAGUUGACCAAAAUAAGUGUUUAUUUCUGGACUCUCAAUUCUGUAUCGUUGAUCUGUAUAACUAUCUUCACCUGGCCAGAUUUUUAAGACUUUCACAGUGGGGCGCCUGGGUGGUUCAGUCAGUGAAGCAUCUGACUCUUGGUUUUGGCUCAGGUCAUGAUCUUAGGGUUUGUGAAUUCAAGCCCCCAUCGGGCUCUGUUCUGCCAGUACAGAGCCUGCUUGGGAUUCUCUCCCUCUCUCUCCACUGCUCCCCUGCUCAUGUUCUCUCUCUCUGUCUUUCAAAAUAAACAAAUUAAAAAAAAAAGACUUUCACAGUAAUAUAUCUGAACUUACCUUCUUGCUUUGUCAUCUAAUCAAGUCAAUGAUGGGACCCGAAAUGAUCUCAUAACACUUAAACAUCACUGAAAAUUGUGAUGCAGGAGCUAAACAGGCCAGAUGUAAGUCCAGAAGGCAAAAAGGCCAAAACUGAAAAGGGAAUUAUAGUCACAAAAAUGUAGUAUUUGUUUUGUUUUUUGUUUUUUGUUUUUACUGUUUAUUUUUGAGAGAGGGAGUCAGAGCAUGAGGGGGGGAAAGAGAAAGAGGGAGACACAGAAUCCAAAGCAGGCUCCAGGCUCCGAGCUGUCAGCACAGAGCCCGAUGUGGGGCUUGAAUUCAUGAGCCGUAAGAUCAUGACCUGAGCCGAAGUUGGACGCUCAACCGACUGAGCCACCCAGGUGCCCCAGUAUUUGUUUUAUUAAAGUACAUGUUAACUCUUAAAAUAGGUCCUUGUGCUUGCUUUCUGGGAAGGCGGUCCUGAGCAGGUGAAUCAUAUGUCACUCAAACAUAUGUUAUAUGCAGACAGCACCCACCUCUUCCCCUCUUCCCUACACCACCCCCCCCCCGCCACCCCCCCGAACCUUUGCCUUUUCUUGGAUUGCUGUGCUUCUUUCCCCUUACUUUGCUGCAUUUCUAUCGGGAAGUUGGUUUUACUUGAAUGAUUCAUGUUUAGGGAGAAAAAUGAACAUACCCUUAAAAUUUGUUUCAACUCCUCCUGCAAGGAAAAAAAAUAAAUGAAGAAGGCAGAUGUAAACAAUAGCAGCAAAAAAGUACAGGUUAACAAAGAGAUCUAAACAGAGAGUGGCUUCAACAGGAACGAUCUUCAUUUUCCUCUUCAGUAUCAGUCUGAGUGUAUGCAGUCCAAAUUGGCUGUGAUGGCUAUGUUGAAAUCUGGAAACCAGACUCAGGAUUCCUAUCUUGUUGCUCUACCAUCUUUAGGGAUGUUGCCCUCAUGUUCAUGGUCACAUACACUCACCACCACAUUUUCUAGGGCUAUAAUCUAGUUGGAGGGAAGGAUGAAAAUUGGAAAAGGAGAGCAUACCUCUUCCUUUGAAGGAGCUUUCACUUAUCAAUUUUAUUGAGUCUGUUGGCCCAAACUUGUUAUUGGCCAUACCUAGAUACACAGAAGGCUAGGAAGCGUAAUUUGAAGGCUAUGCACCUGGCUUAAAAAUGUAUUACCAAAAAACAAGGGGAGAGCACAUAGUUAGAGGCAAUUAGCAGGUGAUACCUCCAAUUAUAUUUAUAUUAAGUAUAGUUAUAUUUAUAUACAUAUCAGAAGGUGAACAUUGAGCACCUACAUUUGAGGCACUGUUGAGGGGUUGUGAAGGUUGCCCUCAAUGAGAUUUCCAGAAAUUAACUAUUGGUGGUGGGAGAAGCAAUCAUGUUUUAUGUCUUAACAAAUUUGUUCCAGGGGCACCUGGGUGGCUUCUUAAGCAACUGACUCUUGGUUUCAGCUCAGGUUAUGAUCUCACGGUUGGUAGGAUGGAGCCCUGUGUCGAGCUGUGUACUGACAGUUUGGAACCUGCUUGGGAGUCUCUCUCCCUGCCCCUCCCCUGCUCACUCACAUAUGCUCUCUCUCUCUCAAAAUAAAGAAAGAAAGAAACUUAAAAAAAAUUUGCUCCCAAACUAAAAUGCUGUUUCUGUUUUUCAAACACAACCACUGAAGAUCUAAGUUGCACCAUUUACAGUUUUUUGAGCUGUCUUGUUCAUAAUUCUUUACUUAAAAAAAAAAAACACAACAUUGAUUUAUCUACCUCAUGUAUUUUUUAUUUUUGUAGCCAUUGUCUCCAUUUUCCUAUUUUAUGACUGAUCAAGUCUUCUUUUUUUUUAAGUUUAUUAAUUUUUAUUUUGAGAGAAAGUGAGCAAGUGAGGGAAGGGCAGAGAGAGAGAGAGAGAGAGAGAGAGAGAGAGAAUCCCAAGCAGGCUCCACGCUGUCAGUGCAGAGCCCAACUCAGGGCUUGAACCCACAAUCUGUGAGAUCAUGACCUGAGCCAAGACCAAGAGUCAAUCACUUAACUGACUGAGCCACCCAGGCGCCCCAACCACUGAAGUCUUCUGAUGCCCUGUCUUAAACCUGAGUUGAUGUAUGAUGGGAGCAGUUGUAUGUUUAAGAUAUUUUUAUGAUUCUUUAAUUUAAACUCCCCAUUUUUGGCUAUGUAAUAUGAAGCAAAUGAGGAAACAUUGCUCUAAUGGCUUAACAAGGAAGGAGAAAAACCCUUAAUUUCUGAGUGGAGAAAUAUUGUUUGUGGAAAAGUAGUUUGUGGAAAAAAAACUGUAAUCAAAAGUUUGUGUUAUUGCACCUGACUUUAGGAUCCCCCCAAUUUUUUUUUUGGCCACGUUGUGCCUUUCCUUCUGGAAUUGUAAGUGGAACACCAUACUUGUACCUGUUUAUACUGUGACGUAGAUAUUGUUACAGAGAACACACCCGAGCCUUUCUCACUGGUAAGCAAACAAUGCCUUGUGAAUCUCUGAGCUAUGGAGAAACCCCGUAGCUUUACCUGCAGAUGCUGUCUCGGAGAAUAAAUUUUGGCUGGUUGUUUUUAUUUCCCCCACAAAACAAAAACAAAAACAGACAAACAAAAGACGAUUAUUGAGUACCUGUCAUGUGUCAGGGAUAGUAGGAUAAAUUGUCUGUAUUCAGAAGUAUAAUUAUGUUUGGCCUUAGAGAACAUGUAGAAUGUCCUGAAAUGUUGAAGUUUGAACAAUAGCAAGAGACGGUAAGAGACUUUUACAAUAUAGAACUGUAUUAUGAAGUAAUUGUGUUUGUGAAAGAGCCCAGGACUGGAAGUGAAGAGGCUUAAGUGUGUGUCCCAGAUCUGUCACUCGUCAGGUAACUGUGGACUGGCCUCAAUUUCUUCAUCUUUAAAAUUAGGGGAUUCAUUAUAUGCUUUAUAUGGUCUUCUUUGUGUCUGUGCUUCUCUAGCUGUUGAUAUCUAUGAUGUAUGUGUUAUAUAUGGGCUAUAUUGUGUGUUAUAUGUUAUUUUUAGUCUUUAUGACUCAACAAGUCUAUAGUUUCGUUUGUUUUGUUUUGAAUGUUUAUUUAUUUUUGAGAGAGAGCACAAGCAGGGGAGGGACAGAGAGAGAAAGGGAAACAGAAUCUGAAGCAGGCUUCAGGCUCUGAGCUGUCAACACAGAGCCCGAUACGGGGCUUGAACCCACAAACCAUGAGAUCAUGACCUGAGCCGAAGUUCGACGCUCAACUGACUGAGCCACCCAAGUGCCCCUAUGUUUCUAUAGUUUUGAUUUUCUAUAAUCUAUAGUUCUAGCGUAUCUAUUGCAAACCACUCUAAAACAUAGUAUCUUAAAACAAUGACCAUUAUGCUCACAGAUUCUGUGUGUCUAGAAUUCAGACAAUACCUAGUAGGCAUGGCUUUAUCUCUGCAUCAUAGCAUUCUGGGACCUUAUCUGGAAAGACUCAAACAGCCGGAGGAUACUUGAAAAACUAAGGGCCAGAAUUAUACGAAGGUUCUUCACUCUUAGUCAGGUGCUUAGAAUGGAAUGUCUCAAAAUAGGGCUCAGCUGGGAUUGUUGAAUAAAAAACCUGCUUUGGAUUUUCAAUUUAGGUUUCCUCACAGCAUGGUGACCUGAGUGUCUUACAUGGCCACUCAGGACUCUGGGAGCUAGUGUUUUCUAAGAGCAAGGUUUUAUCUUAUGAGAUGAUUGAAAAUUUUAGUAGAAUAAAAAACUUAAGGGGCAGCUGGGUGGCUCAGUUGGUUAAGUGUCCGACUCUGGAUUUCAGCUCAGGUCAUGAUCUCGUGGUUCAUGAGUUCGAGCCCUCAUUGGGCUCUGCACUGGCAGUGUGGAGCUUGCUUGGGAUUCAUUCUCUCUCCCCUUUCUGCCCCUCCCCAGGUUGCUCUCUCUCCCUCUCCCUCUCUAAGUAAAUAAAUAAACUUAAAAAAAUGUUUUAAUAAAAAAAGAAUAAAAAACUUAAUUAUUUUUAAUACCAAAUACAUGAAACAUGUUAAGUGUAAAGUAAGUGGAGUUAUAAAAGUUUACUUGAGGCUACCAGGACAUUAUAACUAUCAUUUGUUGAGUGUAUUCUGUAUGGUAGGUGUUGGUCCACAAGUACUUUCGGGGAUUAUCUCAUUUAUUCUUUACAACAGCAUUAAGCAGAAACCAGGGCUUAGUCAGCUUAAGCAGCUUGUCCGGGUCAUAAUGCUGAUAAGCCACUGAACCUCUGACUCAAAACAGAUCCAACUCCAGUAUUUGUGGCUUUAGCUACUAUUAUGGGCUGAAUUGUGCCCUCCCUCCCUAAUUCACAUGUUGAAGUCCUAAUCCCUACUACCUCACAAUACAGCUAUAUUUGGAGACAGGGUCUUUGGGUAAUUAAGCUUAUAUGAAAUCAUUGGAAUGGAUCCUAAUCCAAUAUGAUGGGUGUUCUUGAAAGAAGAGAUUAGGACACAGACAGGCGGGAAGACACAGGGAGAAGAUGGCCAUCCACAUAUAGACCCAGGAGGGAGGCCUCCAAAGAAACAACCGUGCUAACACCUUGAUCUUGGUCUUCCAGCCUCCACAACUGUACCGACCAAGAAACUGAAGAAAUAUGAGAAAGAAUAUCAGACAAUGCGAGAGAGUCAGCUGCAACAAGAAGACCCAAUGGAUAGAUACAAGAGGGAGAACCGGAGACUACAGGAGGCCAGCAUGAGGCUGGAACAGGAGAACGAUGACCUCGCCCAUGAACUGGUCACCAGCAAAAUUGCUCUGCGAAACGACUUGGAUCAGGCAGAAGACAAGGCGGAUGUGUUGAAUAAGGAGCUCCUCCUGACCAAACAGAGGCUGGUGGAGGCUGAAGAGGAGAAGAGGAAGCAAGAGGAAGAGACUGCACAGCUGAAAGAAGUCUUUCGGAAACAGCUGGAGAAGGCAGAAUAUGAAAUAAAGAAGACCACUGCGAUCAUCGCUGAGUAUAAGCAGAUCUGCUCCCAGUUAAGUACCAGACUGGAGAAACAGCAAACAGCCAGCAAGGAGGAGCUGGAAGUGGUAAAGGGUAAGAUGAUGACGUGUAAACACUGCAGUGACAUUUUCAGCAAAGAGGGCACUUUGAAACUAGUGGCCAUCAGCAGAGAGGACCAGGGGAUCGAGCCGGACGACGAGAAGGACUCCCUGAAGAAGCAGCUGAGGGAGUUGGAGCUGGAAUUGGCGCAGACCAAGCUGCAGCUGGUGGAGGCUAAGUGCAAAAUCCAGGAACUUGAACACCAGAGAGGAGCCCUUAUGAAUGAAAUCCAAGCUGCAAAAAACUCUUGGUUUAGCAAAACCCUGAACUCUAUCAAAACGGCCACGGGCACCCAGCCGCUGCAGCCACCACAGGCCACCCAGCCACCCAAGGAGAGCACAUAGUUCCAGCCUCGCCCGAGCACAAGAGCACAAUGAUCAAAGUGACAGAAACCCAGGAGGACUCUCCCCAGUGUCCCUUUGAAGGAAAGUAAAGGAGGCCAGAAAGCAAGCCAGAAUCUUUCAGUAGCUCUCUUUCUUGUUUGAUACUUUUCAAAGGGAUGUUACUUAAACUGCCCUGACUUAUGUUGAAUACCUGUUUUCGAGCUUCUUCAUGGGAGGCCACGUUCAGUUCCAUCAUAGUGAUUACACAUUAUUUUAUAUGCCUGAUGUUUAGUUGGAAAUAAGUAAUUCAGAACUAAAUGCCUUUUAUGUAGAACUAAUUAUUCAUAAUUACUUUUAUCUUCCAUAAAAACGGAGAUGUCUUUUAUUCCAAGGUUGAAGUGAUAAGAUAUUUGUCACAGCAAAUAAAAAAAAAAGAAGAAGAAAGAAAGAAAGAAAAAAAGAUUGAAACCGAAAGCUCUUAACUUUUCAGGACUUAUUCACAGAAAGCACACUGUGGGGCCAUUCGUGACGACCAUCAGGUUUCUUCCCGAAAGUGAUUCCCUGGAUAACAAUAAUCCUGUCCAAAGAGUAAACCUGGGAUUGAGCAGUCCCCAAAAGGAAUUAGUUUAUUUUCAUUUUCUGUUGGGUAUAUCUGGAAAUGAAAUGGCAAGAAUCAUAGAAUAAGAUAGACUAUUGACAAUUACACGCUAGAUGAAAGGCACUGGGAUUUUGAUAAACGCAGGAGAAGAUAAACCAUUUCGCCCUAGUAUUCUAACGGGUCCUUUUGAGAAACUCUGCAUGGGGAUUGCAUAUUCCUAAGUAUGAACACUUGCAGCAAACGUGAAGUCAGGAGGGUCUAGUGCAAGCUGCAGCAGUAGGGAACCUUUACCAGACAAGCCUAGAGAGGCCCAGGUUCAGGCACUGUGCUUAAAAUGAAAUAGAGAGCCAGGGACAGAGUAUUUCAUUUGAUAUUGACAUAUAUUUGCUAAGGAAACACUAAUAUACUGUAGCUUUUUAAAGUUAUGAAAUGGGAAAUACAGGCCAGCUUCACAUCAUCUUAGUUUACUGUUGGGCAACUUUUCCUGAUUUCUGUAUCUCCCUACAAAUGUGCCCUUGGUACCCGAGAGGAAGAGAUGUGAAUGCAUUGGUAACAUUUUUGAUUGAAUACAAAACCUUUAUAGAAAUACUUAUCUCCUGGAAAGGGAAAGCUAGUGUUUAAAAGUUGGUGGAAAUAGUUUUUUCAAUGAUAUUUAACAUGUCUGUGUGGAUCAUCCUUGCAGGAAAUCCUUUGGUAAGGACAAAACCAAUUUUCCCAUCUUCUAAGCUAGUUUGGAGGCCUUUGGUCCUUUGCACCACCCAAACUGCUGCCAGCAUGUACAAUAACAUAUAGUGAUACUCAUCCUUGGCUUCAUUGUUGAACACGUUCUUAGCAAGGACCUUAAACUCUGUAGUGCCACAGGGAUUCUCAUCUGUGCCACAUGUUGCAAUUAAGAGUAACACAUUCUUGGAAGUAAAAAUUAAGGAAGCGCCAUCUCGACUCCGGGAGCACAUGCUACAAGUUGCUCGUGGUAGAUCCUUUCCUCCAAAAUGAUCAUUAAACUCUAAAAAGUUAAGUCCCCUUCACUUGUGUUUAUAUCAUCUACAACCCAUGAAACCGAUAUGGAUGUUACCCUUUGUUACACUCAUCAAAUAAUACUUUUUUUACAGAAUUAUUUGUUUGGUCCUGACAUCUUUCAUUAUAAUAUUCAUUUCCUUGUACCAAAAAGAAAAUAAUCCAGCAUUCUUGAGUGUGUGGACUAAUAUUCCCUACUCGGUGAUUUAGCAAAGGUAAUCUUUUUGUUGUUGUUGUUUAAAUAUAAUGGCUAGAAAAAUUGCAUCUUGGUACUUGUUUCUGUAAAUCAUUCAGUAUAAUUUUUUAGCUUUGCUGGUACUUUAUGCUUUUAUUCCAGGAAGCCUUGUACAAGUUGCCUUAUGAAAUGGCCAGCUAAAUUAAAGAUGUUCUUUUGUGUUUUGUGA
Molecule: messenger RNA, 7737 nt
Organism: Acinonyx jubatus (cheetah)
Lineage: Eukaryota; Metazoa; Chordata; Mammalia; Carnivora; Felidae
Gene: RABGAP1L
Product: RAB GTPase activating protein 1 like
Exons: 8
Coding region: 4972-5742 (256 amino acids)
Source: RefSeq, a predicted model, not a curated record